GCCCAGUCCUCGCCGUGUCCUCGCCCAGUCCAUCAGCUUGUGCAUCUUUUGAAUAUUUGCGGAAUUCCGUGGAAGAGAACAGUGGAUUUUAGGUGUGCCAUCUAUUUAUUCUGGUUUGAAAAGUCAUUUCAGCCAAUGGCCAAUACACAUGUCAUUAAACGGAUCUUUUGUCUUGUACUCUUUUGGUUUGCCCGUGUUAGUACAAGCAGAGGCAGUUACCCAGAGUUAAAAGUCCAAGAAUUGCUGGUUAACUUGGUUUAUGAUAAUAUAACAAAUAAUAUUUUUAUUGGAGGUGAAAAUGUACUGUUGAAGACAUCAUCAAGUUUGGUGGAGCUUAGGAAAAACAUAACUGGUCCCAAACUAGAUUACAUAGAUUGCAUCAUUGACACAGAGUGCCCUGGCAAAGUUGCAAACAAUAGAAACAAAGUGUUGCUGAUAGACAACAAGAAGAGACGUCUGAUAACAUGUGGCAGUCUCCAACAUGGCAUCUGUAAUAUGAGAAGUCUUGAUACCUUAGAAACACUAACAAAUAGUGAUAAAUUUGUUGUGUCAAAUGCUGCCUUUCCAGCAGUAGCAUUGAUUACACCAUGGGGAAACACGCCAGGAACCUUUGCCAUGUAUGUUGCAACGUCAUGGGAUGCAAAAUAUCAGUUGUCAGAUUUGACAUUGAUUGGAAUCAGACCUGCUGUAUCCACUCGUAUUAUUGAUGGUCCUGAAAUCUUUGCCUUUGCUGAAGAAAGUGUUAAGCAGAGUUUUUUACAGUUUCAAAAACUCAAGUAUGAAGCAAAGUACAUUUACGGAUUUUCAUCUGGUGGUUUUACUUACUUUGUGUCCGUGCAAGAGACUACUAAAUCCUUUGAAAACAAAGAAAACCCAAAAGUGCUGAGAACAUUUGUAAUACGUCUUUGCCAAAAGGAUACAGCAUAUUUGUCAUACAUAGAGCUACCACUGGAAUGCCAAGGAGCCAAUGGAACAAAUUUCAAUAUGGCAAAUUCAUCUUAUCUUACAAAAGCUGGAGAUGGCUUUGGGCCUCAUGCAUCUGAUGAUGUACUGGUUAUUACAUUUUUUGAGUCUGCUAAAGGUUGGGAUGGACCCACCAAAUAUUCUGCUAUAUGUAUGUAUCCAGUGAAAGAAAUCAAUGAAGCUAUGAUGUCUAACCUCAGGAAUUGUACUAAUAACGUUAAUGCUGGUGAGAAAUUUGGGCUUCCUUGGGUACUUAAUGGAGACAAAAAAUGUGCUGAACAGACUAGUAAACCAACCAUAUCAGAUGACUUCUGUCCUACAAGAUCAUUUGCCUUCCAUCCAUUUCGUGGAAAAAUGCCUUUAUCUAAAAGAGCUGUGGUGCAAUAUGACAAGGGAAGGCUAAGUGCUAUUGCUGCAAUGCCAUAUCAGAAUCAUACAGUGAUGUUUGUUGGUACUGAACAUGGUCAACUGCUCAAGAUAUCAGUAGAAGAUGGUCAACAGCAAGUUGAACCUUACAGUAAUUUGCAUAUUGGUCCUGAUGAGGUGCUGCAGAUAAUAGUAACCAGUGACCAGAGACACUUGUACAUCUUGAGUAAACACAAGGUAUUGAGUGGAUAGCCGUAUAAAACAAUUUUUAUUGUGUAAUUUAAUAUGUUAAAUGGAGGCUAAGUGAAGGGGUUUGUGGAAAAAGACCCUAAGUGACAUCAGAUAGACUGCAAGAUUCUCCUUGCAAAUUACUUUUCACUUCCCUCUAUGAACAAGGAGAAUUCAAUAUGAGAUCAAAAGUCACUUAGUUCUUUUUUUCCAUGCACCCGUUCAAGUGUAUAAUUAUAUCAAACAGCGUUAUUUCCUAAAGCUAACAGGUUUACAUGGCAUUAUAAAAAUCCUCAAACAAACUCAGUAUUGCUCUCUUGCACAAAGAGUAAACAUCCAUUGUGUGUCAUAUGGUAACUUUGACAAGAUCUUGCAUAUGCAGACGAGGCAUUUUUAUAGUGUGCAGUACGUGUACGUUCCUAUUGGUGUUGGAUGCUUAGUCUACUGUGAUAAAAUUUCAUAUAUCCAGGGUUUGAAAUUGUUACUCAAUGGGUGCCAAUGCGACCAAACAUUGAGUGUUGGCAACCAGAUAUUAAGAACUGCUCUCCAGUGGGCAUCUCACCUUUUCUUAAGUCAACUUUUAACCUCAAAGGAAAAUUGACCUUGCUUGUGGAUGAAAGACACGACUUAUGUGAAUUUACAAACAAAAUAAAACUGCGAUUUUUUAAUCGCCAAGUGGAUCACCAUGUUUGAUUCAGUAGCUUCUUUAUCAAGAGGUAUUGGGGGUGCACUAAACAAUGUGUACAGGGAGCCUGGUACAGCAACCAAUAAUGUGGUAGAGCAGGGGACUAAUUCCAAUAUGUCUGUUGAGUGCACAAAAACACUUGUCUUAGCACCAAAAAUUGCAUAGAUGUGAAACUAGAUGAGGACAAAGAGGGAACAUGGAAAAUGUAACUCAAACUGCUUUCAAAUUGAUUACUUUUUAAAUGUUGUUUUUAUGUUUUCUUCCUUUAGAAUUUUACUAUCGUGUAAGCUUCUUUGUACAUAAACUUAGAAUUUUGUUGAAGAUCGUGUACAUCAGGAGACUACUGAACAAGAAAAAAAUCAGUGAAAAAAAAUGGCGGCCAAAAAUUACGAUCUGGCGAUCAAAAUUUUGGGAUUAGCUGCUAGUUAAUUUAAUUUUGAGCCCUGAUAUCCAUAUAUCUUACACCUAGAAUAAUUCAUCCAUGUUUAUUUUGGAACCUGAAAUUGUUGGAGAUUUAAAAAAGGUUGACUGUCAAAUACUCCUUAUGCAAGUGUUAUGGACUCUUUGAGAUGUACAUGUAGCAGAGAGGUAAAUGUAUGCACAGAUGAGAUUAAGUUAGUUGAUAACUGUACCACUUUGUUACAAUUUGCAGUUUCUUAUUAUUGUGGAUGAUGUGAUCACUAAAUCAUGAAAUAAAGCAAAAGACAAAUACCUGCACCCAAUGACAAGUUAAUGAACAACACUUACAUGUAACAAGAUAUACACUGGAUCCUUAUUCAGGGGUUCCAAUAAGUUUUCUAGCAGGUGGUUAUUAAAUGACAAUGGAGCAGAGCAAAUCCACCAAUCAAAGACUAGCAGAAUCUUUGAGUCUCUCAUUUUCCUGCAAUUUGGAGCACAAAAAAUUGAUAAAAUUAAUCAGUUUUCAUAAUCAUUUAGUGAUUACAUAAAAAGUCAAUAUCACAAGAAUUAACAUUCAGUAUUCCAUAAUUACCAGCUUUGACAGGUUUCUAGCAAAAACAAACUUGCAAGAGUUUUAUUAAUUCUCUGCUUUUUUAAAUUACUGUGAAUGAAAAAAAAAAAAAAACAAAACAAAAAGAAAAAAAAAAUGCGGCAUUAGCAAACAGCACAAGCAGAGUUUUGCAUGCAUCUAUACUGUAAAGAGACUUAUACGUGAGGUGUGAGAGGGCUUCUUUCCAUUGUUUUAAAAGUGAAUUAAUAGCACAGAGUAAAGCUUUUGAAUGUCCAGGAGAAUGAUGAAACUGAACAUGUUAUUUUUAAUUAAGUACAGAGAGGUUACAUUUUUGUGUGUGCUGUUUGUGGAAUAUUGAAACUUGAAACUCAAACCAGUCAGGAAGAAAUUGCUCAUGUCACAGUAAAUGGUUUGAACCCAGGAGUAUCAGUAGUUCGUAUAGUGUGAUCGUCCGGGUGAGUGUAGUUCUGAAAA
Orbicella faveolata is the source of this 3686-nucleotide messenger RNA. Its product is annotated as plexin-A4-like. Gene Ontology annotation, molecular function: semaphorin receptor activity; protein binding. NCBI's taxonomy places the organism in Eukaryota, Metazoa, Cnidaria, Anthozoa, Scleractinia, Merulinidae. Gene Ontology annotation, biological process: regulation of cell migration; semaphorin-plexin signaling pathway. Gene Ontology annotation, cellular component: plasma membrane; semaphorin receptor complex. The record is from RefSeq and is a predicted model, not a curated record.